Folsomia candida is the source of this 1754-nucleotide messenger RNA. RefSeq lists its product as uncharacterized. NCBI's taxonomy places the organism in Eukaryota, Metazoa, Arthropoda, Collembola, Entomobryomorpha, Isotomidae. The transcript is spliced from 3 exons. Gene Ontology annotation, molecular function: hydrolase activity; DNA binding; ATP binding. The record is from RefSeq and is a predicted model, not a curated record. The coding region runs from base 411 to 1481 and encodes 356 amino acids.
AUAAUUCAUUAAUGACCGUUAGUCCCGUGAUACGGAGCAGCAAUACCAAAGCUGCUGAGUAAGGGUCGACAUCACUCAUCCUGCUUGAAUUCUGGUUAUAAUUCGACGCAGGGUACAUAUUAUAUGAAAUUUUGAGUGGGAUGGCCAAAUCUGAUUCAAAAUUGGUAGAGUGGAGAAAUGACGAACAAGAGAUUUCUAAGUUUCAAAAACAUCACGACUUUAUAACAACAAUGCUGAAGGCUGAAUUGCAGAAAAUCAAUUCAAAUAGGACCCAAGAGACCCAGUUACAUGACUAUCAGAUAGAUGCAGUUCUGAGUGCAGGAAAAUACUAGCAAAAUCAAGUUGAUGGUGCUGUUGAAUUUCGCAAGCCUGCCCUUAUCGUGGGACCUACAGGUUCUGGAAAGUCAGGAAUGGUUGUCCUGCUUCCAUUUGUACUUGCAUCGGAGAAAGUAUUUAUCCUAACACCUUCCUGUAUAAUCUCGAAGCAACUAGCGGCAGAUUUCGGGUCUCCGACGGCAAAAACUUCGUUCUUCUUAAAAUGCGGUUUUUUUAACGUUAUUAACAAGAAACUUAAGAACCUGGUGGAUCAACCCCUUGUAACUAGUCCGGACGAGAUAGAUGAUCUUGAGGAGAAUGAGUUGGUCAUUUUCAAUGCCCAAAAAUUUUCUGGAAAAUCCAGACUAAGUCUAUCGAAUCAAGAUUCAAAGGAUGGGGUAGCGAGAAUGUUGAGACAGUUCGAUACUAUAAUUGUAGACGAAGCACAUCAUUAUCCUGCCGCAACUUGGAAUAAUAUUAUUAACGAAUUUGAAGGAAAGAAAGUUGUUUUUUUGACAGCAACACCCUUCCGUGGUUCCGAAGACAAUGACGAGUGGAAGAAGCUCAUUGUAAAAAUGGAAACCGUAUUUGAAAUUGAUCUUUGUAAACUGGAAGGAGUGACGAUUCGUCGAUCGGAGUUUGUCUCUCGAUCCUGUGCAUAUGCUCCGUUUGGACCUAAUUUUCUUUCAAAACUUAAGAUAGACAUAGAGGAAUAUCUUAACCAACAUUAUGCCCAAGAUACAAGAGCAUCGCAAAGGAAACCUCAAGCUAUGUUGCUUGUUAGGAGGAGAACUGAAGCCAUCGCGGUUGCACAAUUUUUGGGUGACGAAGCAACUUACGUAACAUCUGACCGUCAUGGUACGAGAAAUUUGGACGACUUUACAAAGGGUAUUAAAAGAAUCGUAGUUGUAUGUGAGAUACUUCGAGAGGGUUAUGAUAAUCCGAAUGUCACAUUGGUCCUAAUUCUUCGAAAUUGCCAAUCACGAGUACUUUUUGAUCAAUUUUGCGGACGGUGUAUCCGAAUACGACGAGAUCUUACUGGGCAAAAGGUGGACUCUACUAGAGGAACGGUUAUGAGUUAUGAUUGUUUCGGACAAGCAAAAAUGUGGGAUGCACGAAUGAAGAAGUCAGACUCGGAUCCUUGCGAGGAAAGUGAAAGCGACUGAAUUCCUGGUUACGAAAGUAAUUGAGAAGUUCGUUAUGUUGAUAGAGAUAUGCUAGAAAUGGUAAAGUAAUUUGUAAAACUUCAACAAAUAGUGUUGUUAGUUAGAGGCAAUGUACACAAUUAAUAACAAAUUCAUAUUAAUCCAUCUUUGUAAAUAUAGAAUCUGUAACAGUGUUGGGGUUGGGCUAAUGCAUAAGUUACAUAAUUAUUAUGCCUAAAAGUAAAUAAGAAAAUAAAACUCCUGUGUAACAAUAUGUUACCAGUUUAUUUUGAU